ACUAUAAAAUUUAUUAUUGCAAGCUUUUACUAAUAGUUUGUAUAAAAAAAUUAAUUUUUUAUUAAUACAAUUUGAAUUUUCGCGGAAUUUCGAGUAGCACAACUAGUGCCACCAAGCAGCAGAUAAGCUCCCUUCGAUUAUUCAAAUACGUUUAAUUUUUUUAUGUAUCAGUAAACAACUAAAUAAAAUUUUAGUAUAAUUAAAAAGACUUAUUUAAUCUGAAUUAUCAAACAGACACAGAAAACGUGAUUAAAAAAAGAUUAAUUUUACAUUUUGCGGGAUGAUUAUUGAUAUUGAUCAAACAGAAUAAAAAAUGGCUGCAUCAUGAAACAGAUUUUGUUUUGUUGUGUGCGGAUUUCGGAAAGAACUUUUUAAAAAUCGAAGUUCGGUAUUUUUAGAAUAUUGGAAAUUAAACAAUAAUCGAAAAUGUACCUCGGGGCCAAUUUACGAAUACGAAAACUGGGACUCUGUGCGAUAGCCGGUAUUUUAAUUUUGGUGUAUUUUUACUCUUUACGCACAGCUUCAAUAAAUUUAGGCGAAGAAACGAUCUCAAUGAAAGCACUUCUCGCUGGUGCGAUUAGAGCAGCAGAAAUGGGGGGCUUAGAAAUAAUUUCGGUUCAUAAUGACAUGCGAUUAAAUAUUGAGAGCAAAGGAAGAACGAAGGAAGGUGUAAAUGAUCCGGUAACAGCAGCAGAUUAUAAAUCACAUUGUGCAAUGUAUCAUGCUUUGACUGCAGCAUUCCCAAAAAUAACAGUUAUUUCUGAAGAGGAAUCAAAAGAGUGCGAUAAAGUCAAUAUUUCUGAUUUGAAAGAUUCCAUGAAAUAUUUAGAGGAUUACAACAUUGAGGAUACUCUCGUUAAUGUUGAUGAUGUAACAGUUUGGAUUGAUCCUCUCGAUGCAACAAAAGAAUUUACAGAAAAUUUGUUACAGUACGUGACAACGAUGGUUUGCAUCGCUGUCAAAAAGGAGCCAAUUAUAGGAGUUAUACACAAGCCAUUUGAGUCAAAAUCGACUUACUGGGCUUGGGUUGGACACGGACUUUCAUCAAAUCUCAAAAAUUAUAUUUCGCAGACAGAAGAAGUUAAAAUUCCAGUUCUAAUCGUUUCGAGAUCACAUGCUGGAUUAGUACAAAAUGCUUCCAAAUUAGCUUUUGGUGAAAAUGUCCAGAUAAUUUCUGCGGCUGGAGCUGGAUACAAGGCUUUGGAAAUUGCUGCCGGAAACGCAACAGCAUAUGUGCACAUGACAGCAAUUAAAAAAUGGGACAUUUGUGCUUGCGCUGCUAUAAUUAGCGCACUUGGCGGGACAAUGACAUCUUUAUCUGGACCAGGAAGGAUAUCCUUUGGUACCAGUGACCCAAUUGUUUUGAAUUCCGGACUAUUAGCCACGAUGAGAGACCACAAUUGGUAUUUGGACAAAUUUUCUAACGUCUGAACGACUAGAAUUUUUCAUAUCAAUGGAGAUAUCAAAGCAGGAAGCUGCAGCUUCAAAGUGACAUUCCUCUGGAUUGAAAGUGACCUCAAACUUUUAGUUCAGGUCUUCAGGGCACAACUUAUAUUGUAAUUAUUUUAUUUCGGCUCCUUUUUUAAAUUACGUAACAGCUCAAGGGGCCGGAGGGGAGGGGGGGGGGUGAGACAAUUUGAUACGAUUUUUUGUGUUAAGGAGGAUUUGAAUAAUUAAAAAGUGAAAG
Belonocnema kinseyi is the source of this 1687-nucleotide messenger RNA. Its product is annotated as putative inositol monophosphatase 3. The transcript has 6 exons. The coding region runs from base 427 to 1431 and encodes 334 amino acids. Gene Ontology annotation, molecular function: 3'-nucleotidase activity. The record is from RefSeq and is a predicted model, not a curated record. NCBI's taxonomy places the organism in Eukaryota, Metazoa, Arthropoda, Insecta, Hymenoptera, Cynipidae. Gene Ontology annotation, cellular component: endomembrane system.